CAUCAAUUUUCAGACGUCAAUUACUACAGAUUUUUAUACGUGAUAUACAUAAUUUCAAUUUGAAGAACAUAUAGAUAUAUAAAUCACUAUUCUUACACGUGUUUAUAAUAAUUAGUUUAUAUGCGGUAGUUAUUAUAUAACUACUUAAUCGUUAAUUGCAAAUUUAUAUUGUAAGCAUUAUAGAAAGUGAAAAGUAGAAGAAAGAACAAUGAUUCGGCCCAAUAGAAAUGUCGUAUUAAAUUUUCAUAGAAAUAUAAAAUUUAUUAAUAAAUUAUCAACAUCAACAUCACCAGCUACCACUACAAUAGCAUUAAACAAGUUUAAAAAAGUUCAAACAAGUUAUAAUCAAAAGCGUUUUCAAACAACUGAACCUGAUUUUAAUUUAAAUAAAAAUUUAAAAGUUUGUUCAAAUCACGGGUAUAUUAAUGCAUCACCUUUUGAAACCAUUUACGAUCCUAAUCUUACUUUAGAUCAAUACGUUUGGAAAAAUUUAAAACGUUGGCCAAAUAAAAUUGCUGCAGUGUGUGUUUUAACUGGCAGAAAGUAUACUUUUGCGCAAUUAAGAGAUGCUUCAGCAGCAUUUGCAGUUAGAUUACAAAAAAAGUUUAAACUUCAACCAAGAGAUGUUUUAGCAGUAUGUCUUCCAAAUUUACCUGAAUAUCCAAUAGCUUCAUUUGGAGCCCAUGAAGCUGGUUUAGUUGUGACGACCGUAAAUCCUAUUUAUACAGCUGAUGAAAUCGCUCGCCAAUUAACUACUAGUAACGCUAAAUUAAUUAUUUGUAUUCCGUUAAAUUAUGAUGCAGUUAAAAAAGCUUGUGAAAUUUCAAAAAAAAAUAUUCCAAUUUUAUGCAUUCCAUUUCUUGGUGAAAAACAACCGCUACCAGAAAAUACAAUAAAUUUCUUUGAUAUGAUAAGUACAAAAGGAAUUAAUCUUAGUGACUUAACACCAAGUGGCAUAACUCCUGAUGAUAUAGCAUUUUUACCAUUUUCAUCUGGUACAACUGGUUUACCAAAAGGUGUAAUGCUAACACAUCGAAAUAUUACAAUAAAUUGUGAAAUGGUGCAGGCAAAAGUUCCAGUUGAAACUUAUGUUCAUGAAACUACAAAUACAUUCCAAGAUAUAAUACCAUGUGUCCUACCAUUUUUCCAUAUAUAUGGUUUAACUGUUUGUAUGAUAUCAAAAUUAUAUUUGGGAUGUCAAUUAGUAACGAUACCAAAAUUUACCCCAGAAGAUUUAUUGAAAUCUUUAGUUGUUUAUAAAGGAACUAUGUUAAAUUUAGUACCACCGAUUUUAUUGAUGUUAACGAAUGUACCUACUGUUAAGACUGAAUUUCUAAAUUCUGUUAGAUCUGUAAUGACCGGUGCAGCACCUAUUGGUGGAAUGGAUGCGAUAAGAUUUUUGGAAAAAUUUCCAGAUGUUCAAUUAAUACAAGGUUAUGGUUUAACAGAAACAUCUCCAGUUGUUAUACUAACACCAAUUGGUAAUAAAAAUUAUUCUUCAGCUGGAUUUUUAGUUUCUAAUACAGAAGCGAAAAUUAUAGAAUUUAAUGAUCCUUUAGCUAAAGGUUUAGGUCCAAAUAAAACUGGUGAAUUAUGUGUACGAGGUUCACAAAUAAUGAAAGGUUACUUAAAUAAUGAAGAAGCAAAUUCUGAUAUAUUUUUACCUGAUUCAUGGUUAAGAACUGGUGAUGUAGCACAUUACGAUAACGAGGGUUAUUUUUAUAUAACAGAUCGUAUGAAAGAAUUAAUUAAAGUUAAAGGUUUUCAAGUGCCGCCAGCUGAACUUGAAGAAGUAUUACGAUCUCAUCCAAAAGUGUUAGACGCUGCUGUUUUUGGUAUUAAUGAUGAAAAAACAGGAGAAGCUCCACGUGCAGUUAUAGUACCGAAAAAGGAUGUAAAUGUGAAAGAAGAAGAAAUUUUGAAUUAUGUUGCAGAAAAAGUAGCACCUUAUAAACAAUUAACUGGGGGUAUAGUAUUUGUAAAAGAAAUACCAAAAAAUCAAGCUGGAAAAAUCUUAAGAAGGGAAUUAAAAGUAAAAUUUCCAGCAAAAUAAUAUUUUAAAAAUAUUAAUUUUAAUUUUUCACUAUAAAUAUUAAUGUGUAUGUAUAUAUGUUUACAGUGUACUGUUUUUAUAAUUAAAAUAUUUGUUAAAUUUAAGUUUUUCUUAAAUUAAAAGUUUUUAU
This is a messenger RNA of Condylostylus longicornis, 2183 nucleotides long. RefSeq lists its product as uncharacterized. Lineage: Eukaryota; Metazoa; Arthropoda; Insecta; Diptera; Dolichopodidae. Gene Ontology annotation, biological process: long-chain fatty acid metabolic process; fatty-acyl-CoA biosynthetic process. The transcript is spliced from 5 exons. Gene Ontology annotation, cellular component: mitochondrion. Gene Ontology annotation, molecular function: long-chain fatty acid-CoA ligase activity. The record is from RefSeq and is a predicted model, not a curated record. The coding region runs from base 209 to 2053 and encodes 614 amino acids.